Adineta ricciae is the source of this 2766-nucleotide messenger RNA. Lineage: Eukaryota; Metazoa; Rotifera; Eurotatoria; Adinetida; Adinetidae. The record is from the annotation of a GenBank genome assembly.
AUGACCAUGAAUACUAAUCAAUCGCGGCGACGUAUGGCUCAAAAUUAUCUAUUAGUUUGGGUCGAUGCCAACGUCGAUGAUCAAGACAAAGACUGGCAAAACACUUUAGCUCACUUACGAACCAUUGUAAACUAUGUCAAUUUGUAUACUCAACCGGAUGAUUGUGUUCAAUUCCUCAACAGCAUCGGUGAUCAGAAGGCUUUCGUCAUCACAGCGGGAUACUUAGGUCGACACUUGGUUCCCGAUAUUCAUGGCAUUCCACAAGUGAAUACCAUCUACAUCUUCUGUGGUAACAAGUCCAGACAUGAAACCUGGACCAAGAAAUGGACAAAAAUUAAGGGUGUCCAUACGAAUAUCAAGGAAAUUUGUGAGGCACUGACCACAGGUGUCAAACAGCACAAUCAAGACUCUAUCGCCAUGAGUUUUGUCACGGCAAGAGAGGGUGCUUUCAAGGAGAAUCUCGAUCAACUAGAACCAAGUUUCAUGUACACGCAAAUAUUCAAGAACAUUCUUCUAGAAAUGGAACACGACAAACAAACUAUCACAGACUUAGCAGAGUAUUGUCGUAAACUUUAUAGUGGAAAUAUAAAUGAAGAAAAUACUAUCAAAGAAUUCGAACGUGAUUAUCGUCCAGACAAGGCCAUCUGGUGGUAUACACGUGAGUGUUUUACCUACCAAAUGCUCAAUCGAGCACUUCGCACUCUGGAUGGUGAAGUCAUCAUUAACAUGGGUUUCUUCCUUCAUGACUUACACAAACAAAUAAAACAGCUCCACCAACAACAGGUCAGUAGUUACCAAGGAAAACCCUUCCCAGUCUACCGCGGACAAGGGCUACUUAAGGAAGACUUUUAUAAGUUAUCAACAACUGCGGGUGGUCUUCUAGCUUUCAACAACUUUUUAUCUACCAGUACCGAAAAAAAGAGAUCUCUUGACUUCACUUAUCUCACUCUGGAUGAUCCCGAAAAGGUAGGCAUUCUAUUUGUAAUCACAGUUGAUCCAAAUAUUUCUUCAACUCCGUUCGCCUCGAUUGGAGAUUUCAGUUAUUUCAAAGACGAAGCAGAGAUUCUUUUCUCGAUGCACAGUGUGUUUCGAGUUGGUACAAUUCGACAAGCAGGUGACAAGAAUCAAAUCUAUUACCAGGUGCAACUUCAGCUGACAGCUGAUGACGAUCCACAACUUCGAGCACUUACCGAACGUGUCGAAGGUGAAAUUGAAGGUGAUACAGGCUGGCAGCGUUUGGGUAACUUAUUGCUGAGAAUAGGACAGAUGGAGAAAGCCGAAGAUCUAUACACUGUGUUACUGAAACAAACGUCUGACGAGAGCGACACAGCACUUUAUUAUCACAAUCUUGGUUAUCUGAAAAAUCAACAAGGUGAUUACAAGACGGCUGUAGAAUACUAUGAAAGGGUACUUGAGAUUCGACAGAAGACUCUUCCUUCGAAUCAUCAUUUGUUGGCUACUUCGUACAACAACAUCGGUGGCGUGUAUGACAACAUGGGAGACUAUUCGAAAGCGCUCACAUUCUAUAAAAAAACACUUGAAAUCGAAGAGAAAACUCUUCCUUCGAAUCAUCCUCAUUUGGCUACUUCGUACAACAAUCUCGGUGCGGUGUGUUACAGCAUGGGAGAAUAUUCGAAAGCACUCACAUUCUAUGAGCAGGCACUUGAAAUUCGACAGAAGGCUCUUCCUUCGAAUCAUCCUGAUUUCGCUCAAUCGUAUAACAACAUCGGUUUGGUGUACAUGAACAUCGGAGAAUAUUCGAAAGGACUCUCAUUCUAUGAGAAAGCACAUGAAAUUCGGCAGAAAGCUCUUCCUUCGAAUCAUCCUGAUUUGGCUACUUCCUACAACAACAUCGGUGGGAUCUAUGACAGCAUGGGAGAGUAUUCGAAAGCACUUUCAUUCUAUGAAAAAGCGCUUGAGAUCUGCGAAAAGACUCUUCCUUCGAAUCAUCCUCAUUUGGCUAGUUCAUACAACAACAUCGGUGCGGUGCACAAGAACAUGGAAGAGUAUUCGAAAGCAAUCACAUUCUAUGAGAAAGCACUUAAAAUCUACCAGAUAACGCUUCCUUCGAAUCAUCCUCAUUUGGCUACUUUGUACAACAACAUCGGUUUGGUGUGCAUGGACAUCGGAGAAUAUUCGAAAGCGCUAUCAUUCUAUGAAAAAACACUUGAAAUCGAGGAGGAAACUUAUCCUUCGAAUCAUCCUGAUUUGGCCAUUUCGUACAACAACAUCGGUGGGGUGUAUUACAACAUGGGAGACUAUUCGAAAGCACUCUCACUCUUUGAGAAAGCACUUGAAAUUCGACAGGAAAUUCUUCCUUCGAAUCAUCCUGAUUUGGCUACUUCCUACAACAACAUCGGUGGGAUCUAUGACAGCAUGGGAGAGUAUUCGAAAGCACUCUCAUUCUAUGAAAAAGCACUUGAGAUCUGCGAAAAGACUCUUCCUUCAAACCAUCCUCAUUUGGCUAGUUCAUACAGCAACAUCGGUGCGGUGCACAAGAACAUGGAAGAGUAUUCGAAAGCAAUCACAUUCCACGAGAAAGCACUUGAAAUUGAACAGAAAACUCUCUCUUCAAAUCAUCCUGAUCUGGCUACUUCCUACAACAACAUCGGUGCGGUGUACAAGAACAUGGGAGAAUAUUCGAAGGCACUCACCUAUUUUGAACGCGCUCUGAGCAUAUGGCAACGUGCAUUACGUGCGAAUCACCCGAAUAUAAAAGAUUCAGAAGAAAGUAUCGAAAUUUGUAAACGAGAAAUCAAGAAAUAA